Molecule: messenger RNA, 4848 nt
Organism: Sciurus carolinensis (gray squirrel)
Lineage: Eukaryota; Metazoa; Chordata; Mammalia; Rodentia; Sciuridae
Gene: Ttyh3
Product: tweety family member 3
Exons: 15
Coding region: 207-1787 (526 amino acids)
Cellular component (GO): plasma membrane
Molecular function (GO): intracellularly calcium-gated chloride channel activity; volume-sensitive chloride channel activity
Source: RefSeq, a predicted model, not a curated record
CGGCGGCGAACAAAGAGGCGGCGGGCGCGGGCGGCCGAGCGGAGCCGAGCGCAGCCGAGCCGGGCCGAGCCGGGCCGAGCCGGGCCGGGCCAGGCCCAGGAGCGCGCGGGCGAUGCGGGCGACCAAGCCGGGGUCGGCGGGUGCCUAAGCCCGCGCCAGCAGCGAGGGAGCCCGCGCGGCGCCGCCUGCCGAGGCGCCGUGCCGCCAUGGCCGGGGUCAGCUACGCGGCACCCUGGUGGGUGAGCCUUUUGCACCGGCUGCCCCACUUCGACCUGCGGUGGGAGGCCACCAGCAGCCAGUUCCGGCCCACGGAUGCCGACUACCAGCAGGCACUGCUGCUGCUGGGGGCCGCCGCCCUGGCCUGCCUGGCCCUGGACCUCCUCUUCCUGCUCUUCUACUCCUUCUGGCUGUGCUGCCGGCGGCGCAAGAGUGACGAGCACCUGGAUGCCGACUGUUGCUGCACGGCCUGGUGUGUCAUCAUCGCCACGCUGGUCUGCAGUGCGGGCAUUGCAGUGGGAUUCUACGGCAACGGGGAGACCAGCGAUGGCGUCCAUCGAGCCACCUACUCGCUCCGCCACGCCAACCGCACAGUGGCGGGGGUCCAGGACCGUGUGUGGGACACAGCAGCAGCCCUGAACCGCACGGCAGAGCCCAGCCUGCAGAGCCUGGAGCGGCAGCUGGCUGGGAAGCCAGAGCCCCUGCGGGCUGUCCAGCGACUGCAGGGCCUGCUGGAGACACUGCUGGGCUACACUGCUGCCAUCCCCUUUUGGAGGAACCCAGGCGUGUCUCUGGAGGUGCUGGCUGAGCAGGUGGAUCUCUAUGACUGGUACAGGUGGCUGGGCUAUCUGGGCCUGCUGCUGCUCGAUGUCAUCAUCUGCCUCCUGGUGUUGGUGGGCCUCAUUCGCAGCUCCAAGGGCAUCCUGGUUGGGGUCUGCCUGUUGGGGGUACUGGCCCUGGUCAUCAGCUGGGGUGCGCUGGGCUUGGAGCUGGCCGUGUCUGUGGGCUCCAGUGACUUCUGUGUAGACCCCGACACCUAUGUGACCAAGAUGGUGGAGGAGCAUUCGGUGCUGAGUGGGGACAUCCUGCAUUACUACCUGGCCUGUUCGCCCCGUGCCACCAACCCUUUCCAGCAGAAGCUGUCAGGCAGCCACAAGGCUCUGGUGGAGAUGCAAGACGUUGUGUCUGAGCUCCUGAGAAACGUCCCACGGGACCACCCAGCCACCAAGGACCCCCUGCUCCGCAUCCAGGAGGUGCUCAACGGCACGGAGGUGAACCUGCAGCACCUCACUGCCCUGGUGGACUGUCGUAGCCUGCAUCUGGACUACGUGCAGGCGCUCACAGGCUUCUGCUAUGAUGGCGUCGAGGGCCUCAUCUACCUGGCCCUCUUCUCGUUUGUCACAGCCCUCAUGUUCAGCUCCAUUGUCUGCAGCGUCCCGCACACCUGGCAGCAGAAGAGAGGCCCCGAUGAGGAUGGGGAGGAGGAGGCUGCCCCAGGGCCACGGCAGGCACACGACAGCCUCUACCGCGUGCACAUGCCCAGCUUGUACAGCUGUGGCAGCAGCUAUGGCAGUGAGACCAGCAUCCCGGCUGCAGCCCACACUGUCAGCAACGCCCCGGUCACUGAGUACAUGAGCCAGAAUGCCAAUUUCCAGAACCCCCGCUGUGAGAACACCCCCCUCAUUGGGCGCGAGUCCCCACCGCCCUCACGCUAUCUGGCUGCCCUGGACUCUGGCAGCCACGCGGGCUGGCAGUUUAAGCCCAUGGACAGUGCCCGAACGCUGUGGUAGCUGUGCCCUCAGAGUGACAGUACACCUCCAGCAUGAGAGCCAAAUACCUCGCCACGAGCCAGCCUCGCCCUGACUCCAGCGGCAGCGGGCACUAGACUGCACACCGGUCAGCCACCUGCCCCACGUGCCAAUCGUCCCACCCCUCCUGUGCCAGCACUGCUGCUUCCACCUGUGGCCGCCCACCGGACCCUCUGCAUGCCACUCCAGGCCAGCCCGGGCGCAUCUGCAGCCCCUCACCUUCCCUCUCCCUUCCCCACAGGGGGCACAGAGGUGCCCGGCACGAGCUGUGGGUCAGGUUGAAAAGUGAGGGCCAUGGCCCACACCCUGACUGGGGACACGCACCUGGACGGCCGUCACCACCACCCUGGCCCUGCCUGGCCACCACUCCCGCAUCCUUCUGCCUUCUUGGAUUCACUGAGCCCUGGUGCUUCUGUCCCCACACCCUCCCUCUGCAGGUGGCCCUCCAGACUGUCCGCUGCCUGGCCCUCAAGUGCUGGCCUCCCUGGGGCCUCCCCUGCUUCUGCCCUCAUGCUUCUGUGGACCACGUCUUAGUUCACAGGCACAACAGGAGCUCUCUGCCUGGCACCGCUGGCCACAGGGACAGGUGAUCUUCGCAAGCAGGCCCUCCCGUGGCCCUCUGUGCACCUCUGCAGCGUCUGUGGCGCCUGCCUUCUCACCCACGCAGCUCGCCUGCCCACCCCACCCCUCCCGCCAGCUGCCCAGAGCCUCUCGAGGGAGGCCCUUCCUCUGCCUCCUGCCCAGCCUCGCUUUCUCCCUCAGCGCCUACCCAGCUCUCCACAGACAGCAGGUGCCGUGCAGAGCCUGGGUCACUGGCCUCCAGUGCUGGCCACCCUCUUGGUGCCAAACCCCCUCCCCCGUCCCAAAGACUCGGCAGCUCCCUCUGGUUUGGGUUUUGCACUAACCACGUUCAUCAUCUCCAGGGCGGGCUGGGCGGCAGGCUGAGCGGCCCCCGCCGCCCCCUUUCCUCUCCUCAGUUCCACUUCCAUCCAGGACAGCACCGUGUCCCUGGGGCCCAGCCUCAGGGGCUGGACCUUAGCUGGCUGUGAAUGUGCCCAUGGUCCCUGCCUGCCCCUCCUGGGACUAACCACUAACCUCACUCCCAGCCUCCUUGGAUGCCCCGGCUGACCCAGAGCCAGCGAGCGUGACCCAAGCCUAUCCUGGGGCCAAGGGCCAGGACGGCUGGCUGGGAGCCAGGGCUGGAGGAGCCGUUUUCUCUGUGGGGUGCUGCUGGGGAUGGCCGAGACAACAGGCACCCCAAGGGCCUGAUGACCCCUCCCUGGGCGGGAGGAUAGUUCUUGGGGUCAGAUACCCCACCCACUUUGGGCUGAGGUCCCAGCGGCCUCGGUCUCCCUAUCUGUGAAGCGGGAACAAGGUUUCCCUGCGGUGCUUCUGGCUUUUCGUGUACGAUGUUUGCUGUGCUUCCGGUGUGGAGGGUGGGGCCUCCCCAGAUGGACUAGGAGGUUCUGCCCCUCCUGGCCCAGCCCAACCCAGCUGCCCCAGAUGGCGAGAUCCAGUGCAGGCUCUGGCCUGUGUGCCAAGGCCCAGGGCAGCCAGGAGGCUGCUGGACAGUGCAGGGGCCGUGGUUGGAGGCCCUGCAGUGGAGGCAGUUUACAGACCUCUGAUCCUGCGGGAGUGGAGAGCAGGGCAGCUGCCUCCUGCGGAAUGUCCUCGCCCCUCUGUGGGCGAGGGCCCACCACCUGCCCUUCCUCCCCAACCCUUCUUUGUGCUGGUGUCUGGGACCAAAAGUGGAGUGGGGCAGCAGAGUCAGUGGGCCUAGGGCCCCAAGCCUGGGCAUCUGAGCCCCCCAGGCAUGACCAAACCUCAGUGGAGGGGACUCUGUCUCUGGCCCCAUUCGGCCUCAUUCUGGGAUCCUGUGGGGCCACCGAGGUGUGGCCACAGCCAACCCACCCAGUCUUUCCUCUGGGCCUGACCGGCCGGGUCCAUAGGAAGGUGCUGCACCCCUGCCUGGGUGCCCACUGUGUGCUCUGGGGCCACUCGGAAGCACAAACGCAGCUGCGCGCUGCCCCGAGGCGAAUGUGCAUAGCAUGAGAGGCGGGCGCUGCCCGGACGUGGCUGUGAACCUGUGCUGUCUUGGGAUCCUGACCGUCGUGUGCGUGUGCCCGUCUGUGACUUCUCACCAAGGCUGAAGAAAGGGAAAGGGGCUCCCGCCCCAACUCAGCUGAGGGAGGGAGCGGCUCCUCUUUUGGUUUUAUUUUUGUUAUGAGUUUUUGGUGCCGCUUUCCUGACAACCCCCAUCCCAGCGAUCCCCACACCACCUGGGGCCCCAGGCCAGGACCUGCUGCCUGCUGGCUGCCACUCCCACCUGCCUCGGGUCCUGGAGCCUGUGGGGCUGGGAGGCCGCAGAGGGCUUGGCCACCAGCCAGGACCCAGUCCCUGGCCAGAGGAGCAGAAGAGUCCAGCUGGGACAGGAGACUUGCUGAUGGGACCCCUCGCAGGCCUCCAUGCCCUCCCCAUGGCUGAGCAAGGUUUGGGCAGUGGACACCCGGUUGGGAGCAGUCCCCGACCUUUGCCCUGGAGCCCACCCACCCCAUCGCACUAUGCAAUUCCACUUCCAAGCACCGUCGCUCCCCACCGGUCCCAGCUCGGGCGGCCCAGGAGGGUGUGGUCAGUUGGUAGCCCCAGGUGACCAGGGCCUUUAGUGUGGGAUCUUUUUUUGUGUGUUGAACCAUAAUGGUUGUGUACCAUAUCCCUUUAUAUUUGUUAUACUAUAAAUAUAUAUAUAAUUUUGUUAAGACUUACCUCUUGAUUUCUGCUCCUGCCCGCAUCUUGCCCCACCCGCCCGCCCGUGUGAACUAACAUCCAGCUGACCAGCCCUGCGCUUCCCCUCAGCCUCUGUAGGGCCAUGGCUGUGUGUACUGUCGCUGUGUUUUUGUUUUUUAAAACUGGGUUUGGGGUUUGAUUUUUAUUUCUUUGGGGACUUUAUUUUUCUGGCAAAUACUAAAAAUCUCGUCAAUGUAAUUUCUGUGGUUUCUAUUCAGCUUGGGUUUCAUGUUUUAAAAUAAACACAUUUUAAAAGACA